Molecule: messenger RNA, 6705 nt
Organism: Rhodotorula graminis WP1
Lineage: Eukaryota; Fungi; Basidiomycota; Microbotryomycetes; Sporidiobolales; Sporidiobolaceae
Exons: 18
Coding region: 1-6432 (2143 amino acids)
Molecular function (GO): iron ion binding; flavin adenine dinucleotide binding; FMN binding
Source: RefSeq, a predicted model, not a curated record
AUGGCCCCGACCCUCGCCCACGCCACCCCUGUCAACCACCAGCACCACCCGGGCCCCGACGAUCACGCCGGCGACGAUGCCGCCCUCGCCCGCCUGAGCGCCGCCCGCGACCACUCGUCCGGCUCGGGCGCAUCCCUCGACUCGGCUACCGCGACCGACGCCGACGACCGCGGCCCGCACGCAGAGGGCGUCCUGCGCGACGACGUCCUCGGCGGCCUCCCCGCCAAGCAGGGCCUGUACAACCCGGACGAGGAGAAGGACGCCUGCGGUGUCGGCUUUGUCUGCCACAUCAAGGGCAAGCCGUCGCACAAGAUCGUCAGCGAUGCUCGCAACCUCCUCUGCAACAUGACCCACCGCGGCGCCACCGGUGCCGACUCGCGCGACGGCGACGGCGCAGGCGUCAUGGUCGGCAUCCCGCACGGCUUCUUCGUGCGCGAGGGCGAGCGCGACCUCGGCGUCAAGCUCCCGGCCGAGGGCGAGUACGCCGUCGGCAACCUCUUCUUCCGCAAGCCGACGACGCCCAACUGGACGCGCGACCCGGCCCUCAAGCAGCAGAAGGCGACGUUCACGAGCCUCGCCGACAAGCUCGGCCUGCGCGUCCUCGGGUGGCGCCACGUCCCCGUCGACUCGACCCUGCUCGGCCCGGCGUCCUUCUCGCGCGAGCCCAUCAUCCUCCAGCCGUUCGUCGUCCUCAAGAACCACUACGGCGCCGACACGACCGAGUCGCAGGGCGGCGACCUCGACGAGAAGCAGUUCGAGCGGCAGCUGUACGUCUUGCGCAAGCACGCGACGCACACGCUCAAGCUCGAGAGCGGGUUCUACAUCUGCUCGCUGUCGACCAAGAACAUCGUGUACAAGGGCCAGCUGUCGCCCGUCCAGGUGUACGCCUACUACCACGACCUGAACCACGUCCUGUUCGCGUCGCACUUCUGCCUCGUCCACUCGCGGUUCUCGACCAACACGUUCCCCUCGUGGGACCGCGCGCAGCCCAUGCGGUGGGCCGCCCACAACGGCGAGAUCAACACGGUGCGCGGCAACAAGAACUGGAUGCGCGCGCGCGAGGGCAGCAUGCGCUCCGAGCGCUUCGGCGACGAGCUCGAGCUCCUGUACCCGAUCAUCGAGACGGGCGGGUCCGACUCGGCCGCGUUCGACAACGUCCUCGAGCUCCUCAUCGUCAACGGCGUCCUCAAGAUGCACGAGGCCGUCAUGCUCAUGAUCCCCGAGGCCAACUCGACCGAGAUGGAGCCCGAGAAGCGCGCCUUCUACCAGUGGGCGUCGUGCGUCAUGGAGCCCUGGGACGGUCCCGCCCUGUUCACGUUCUCGGACGGCCGGUUCUGCGGCGCCAACCUCGACCGCAACGGCCUGCGCCCGUGCCGCUGGAUCACGACGACCGACGACAUCAUCAUCUGCGCGAGCGAGGUCGGCACGAUCGCUGUCGAGCCCGAGAAGGUGACGCGCAAGGGCCGCCUCCAGCCGGGCAAGAUGCUCCUCGUCGACACGCUCGAGGGCCGCAUCGUCGACGACAAGGAGCUCAAGAUGUCGACCGCGCGUCGCCAGCCGUUCGCCAACUGGAUCGCCAACGAGCUCCUGCGCCUGCCCGACAUCAUGGCCAAGGAGCGCGCCAAGGGCCACCAGCUGUCGGUCCCGCUCGACGAGAGCUCGGUGUCGACCGACCCGCGCCUGCUCGCCGAGGGCUACUCGUUCGAGCAGCUCGACCUCCUCCUGCGCCCGCUCGUCAACGAGGGCAAGGAGGCGCUCGGCUCGAUGGGCAACGACGCGCCGCUCGCCUGCAUGGCGACCGCGCCCCGCCUCGCGUACGACUACUUCCGCCAGCUCUUCGCCCAGGUCACCAACCCGCCGAUCGACCCCAUCCGCGAGGCGAUCGUCAUGAGCCUCGACAUCUCGCUCGGCAACGAGGGCAACCUCCUCGAGAUGUCGCAGGCCCAGGCCUCGCGCCUGCACCUCACGUCGCCCAUCCUGUCGGUCGAGGAGACCGAGGCCCUCAAGAAGCUCGGCGCCGUGUACCCGGCGUGGCAGGAGCGCACGAUCGACACGACGUUCACCAAGGACGAGGGCGUUGCCGGCUACGCCGCCGCCCUCGACCGCGUCUGCUCCGAGGUGACCGAGGCCGUCGAGCAAGGCGUGCGCGUCGUCGUCCUGUCGGACCGGGCCCUGUCGGCCGACCGCGUCGCCCUGUCGAGCGCCGUCGCGACCGGCGGCGUCCACCACCACCUCGUGCGCACCAAGCAGCGCAGCAAGAUCGCCCUCGUCGUCGAGAGUGCCGACGCGCGCGAGGUCCACCACGUCUGUGUCCUCAUCGGCUACGGCGCCGACGCCGUCUGCCCGUGGCUCUGCUUCGAGGCGCUCCUCAAGAUCCGCCGCGAAGGCCUUCUCAAGGUCGACCUCACCGACGAGCAGGUCGUCAAGAACUACAUCGCCGCCGUCAACAACGGCAUCCUCAAGGUCCUGUCCAAGAUGGGCAUCUCGACGCUCGCCGGGUACCGAGGCUCGCAGAUCUUCGAGAUCCUCGGCCUGCACGCCGACGUCGUCGAGAAGUGCUUCCUCGGCACGGCGUCGCGCAUCUCGGGCAGCGGCUUCGAGCUUCUCGCCCUCGACGCCCUCGAGCUGCACGAGCGUGGCUACCCGUCGCGCGAGACGGUUUGCGCACCCGGCCUGCCCGAGACGGGCGAGUACCACUGGCGCCUCAACGGCGAGGCGCACAUCAACGACCCGGCGAGCAUCGCCUCGCUCCAGGACGCCGUCCGCGAGAAGAACCAGAAGUCGUACGACGCGUACUCGGCCAACGCUCGGCGCCAGGUCCGCGCCGUCACGCUCCGAGGCCUCCUCGACUUCGACUUUGAGCAGGCCGACCCGAUCCCGCUCGAGCAGGUCGAGCCGUGGCACGAGAUCGUCAAGCGCUGUGUCACGGGCGCCAUGAGCUACGGCUCGAUCUCGAUGGAGGCGCACUCGAGUCUCGCCGUCGCCAUGAACCGCAUCGGCGGCAAGAGCAACACGGGCGAGGGCGGCGAGGACGCCGCACGGUCCGAGAUCAUGCCCAACGGCGACACGAUGCGCUCGGCCAUCAAGCAGAUCGCGUCGGGCCGGUUCGGCGUCACGAGCGCCUACCUGAGCGACGCCGACGAGCUUCAGAUCAAGAUGGCGCAAGGCGCCAAGCCCGGCGAGGGCGGCGAGCUGCCCGGCCACAAGGUGUCGAAGAGCAUCGCCCGCACCCGUCACUCGACGCCGGGCGUCGGCCUCAUCUCGCCGCCGCCGCACCACGACAUCUACUCGAUCGAGGACCUCAAGGAGCUCAUCUACGACCUCAAGUGCGCAAACCCUCGCGCCCGCAUCUCGGUCAAGCUCGUGUCCGAAGUCGGCGUCGGCGUCGUCGCGUCGGGCGUCGCCAAAGCUCGCGCCGACCACAUCCUCGUGUCGGGCCACGACGGCGGCACGGGCGCGUCGCGAUGGACCGGCAUCAAGUACGCCGGCCUCCCGUGGGAGCUCGGCCUCGCCGAGACGCACCAGACGCUCGUCCUCAACGACCUGCGCGGCCGGGUAACGCUCCAGACCGACGGGCAGAUCCGCACGGGCCGCGACGUCGCCAUCGCGACCCUCCUCGGCGCAGAGGAGUGCCACCUCAACACGUGCCCGGUCGGCAUCGCGACCCAGGACCCGUCGCUGCGCGCCAAGUUCACCGGUCAGCCCGAGCACGUCAUCAACUUCUUCUACUACGUCGCCGAGGAGUUGCGCAGCAUCAUGGCCAAGCUCGGCUUCCGCACGAUCAACGAGAUGGUCGGCCGGGCCGACCUUCUCAAGGUCGACGAGGCGCUCCGCAACCCCAAGACGGCCAGCCUCGACCUGUCGGCGCUCCUCAAGCCGGCGUGGGAGAUGCGCCCCGGCGUCGCGACGUACAAGGCCGUCGCGCAGGAGCACAAGCUCCACCUCCGCCUCGACAACAAGUUCAUCAUGGAGAGCGAGCUCGCGCUCACCAAGGGCCUGCCCGUCCGGAUCGACUGCGAGGUCGUCAACACUGAUCGUGCUCUCGGUACCACCCUGUCGAACCACGUCUCGAAGCGCUACGGCGAGGACGGCUUGCCCAAGGACACGAUCCACAUCGUCGCCAAGGGUUCGGCCGGCCAGUCGCUCGGCGCGUUCCUCGCUCCUGGCAUCACGUUCCGCCUCGAGGGCGAGGCCAACGACUACGUCGGCAAGGGCCUGUCGGGCGGCCGCAUCAUCGUCUACCCGCACGAGAGCUCGACGUUCAAGGCCGAGGAGAACAUCAUCGUCGGCAACACGUGCCUGUACGGCGCGACGAGCGGCGAGGCCUACAUUCGCGGUAUCUCGGCCGAGCGCUUCGCCGUCCGCAACUCGGGCGCCGUCGCCGUCGUCGAGGGCUGCGGCGACCACGGCUGCGAGUACAUGACGGGCGGGCGCGUCGUCAUCCUCGGCUCGACCGGCCGCAACUUUGCGGCGGGCAUGUCGGGCGGUAUCGCCUACGUGUUUGACGCCGCUCGCGACUUCCGGGCCAAGGUCAACCUCGAGAUGGUCGAGCUCGACACGGUCAACGACCCGCACGAGAUCGCCGCCCUGCGCGGCAUGAUCGAGGACCACAAGCACCACACGGGCUCGACGCUCGCCGCCACGAUCCUGCGCUCGUUCAACCAGGUCCUCCCGCGCUUCGUGCGCGUCAUGCCGCUCGACUACAAGGCGGUCCUCGAGGCCGAGAAGGUCCGCGCCGCCGCGUCCAAGAAGCGCAACUUUACGUCGGCGCAGCCCAAGCUCGCCCCUGUCGAGGAGGCUGCGGCCGUCCCUGUCGAGAACGACAAGCACGUCGCCGAGCCCGCCGUCGGCGACCUCGAGGACAGCAUGGUCGACGCGACGGCCGCCAAGAAGCGCGUCCAGACACUCGACAAGGUCCGCGGGUUCAAGACGUACAAGCGCCUCACCGAGGCGUACCGCAACCCGCGCAAGCGCACCCAGGACUGGGCCGAGAUCUCGACCCGCCUCAACGAGGACGAGCUCAAGGUCCAGAGCGCGCGCUGCAUGGACUGCGGCGUGCCGUUCUGCCAGUCCGAGUCGGGCUGCCCGAUCGGCAACGUCAUCCCCAAGUGGAACGACCUCGUCUUCAAGGGCCAGUGGCGCGACGCCCUCGACCGCCUCCUCAUGACCAACAACUUCCCCGAGUUCACCGGUCGCGUGUGCCCGGCGCCGUGCGAGGGUGCGUGCGUCCUCGGCAUCAACGAGGCGCCUGUCGGCAUCAAGAGCAUCGAGGCCGCCAUCAUCGACAAGGGCUGGGAGAUGGGCUGGAUCAAGCCGGCGCCGCCGAGCGCACGCACGGGCAAGAAGGUCGCCGUCAUCGGUUCGGGCCCAGCCGGUCUCGCCGCCGCCGACCAGCUCAACAAGGCCGGCCACUCGGUCACCGUCUACGACCGCAACGACCGCUUCGGCGGCCUCCUCAUGUACGGCAUCCCGAACAUGAAGCUCGACAAGCGCGUCGUCCAGCGCCGCAUCGACCUCAUGGCCGACGAGGGCGUCCAGUUCGUCAACAACGCGCACGUCGGCAAGACGCACGACGUCAACGAGAUCCGGGCCGAGAACGACGCGCUCAUCAUGGCGACCGGCGCCACCUGGCCUCGCGACCUCAAGAUGAAGAACCGCGAGCUCGGCGGCAUCCACUUUGCCAUGGAGUUCCUCCAGCAGAACACCAAGUCGCUCCUUGACUCGAACCUCGACGACGACAACUUCAUCUCGGCCAAGGGCAAGAACGUCAUCGUCAUCGGCGGCGGCGACACGGGCAACGACUGCAUCGGUACCUCGAUCCGUCACGGCGCGACCUCGGUCGUCAACUUCGAGCUUCUGCCGCAGCCGCCGUCGGCUCGCGCGAGCGACAACCCUUGGCCGCAGUGGCCGCGCGUCUUCAGGACCGACUAUGGUCACGCCGAGUACUCGAUCUCGACCAAGGAGUUUGUCGCCGGCCCCGACGGCCGCAUCGCCGGCGUCAACACGAUGCGCGUCGCGUGGGAGAAGGACGCCGUCGGCCAGUGGAAGAUGAGCGAGGUGCCCGAGUCGCAAGAGUUCUUCCCGGCCGACAUCAUCCUCCUCGCCCUCGGCUUCCUCGGCCCCGAGGACGCGGCCAUCAAGGCGCUCGGCCUCGAGCAGGACGGCCGCUCCAACAUCAAGACGCCCCAGGGCAAGUACGCCACCGCCGUCGACGGCGUCUUUGCCGCCGGCGACUGCAGGCGCGGCCAGUCGCUCAUCGUGCACGGCAUCAACGAGGGCCGUCAGACGGCCGCCGAGGUCGACCGCUUCCUCGUCGGCGACACUCGCUUGCCCAACGCCGGCGCCAUCAAGAUUCGCUCGUUCGCCCCGGCGUCGCGCAAGUCGUGCCAGAAGGUCAAGCCUGCCGUCGAGGUCGAGGCUGUCGCUGCCUGAGCGAGUGCCGGUCUGGACCACCCCCAAAAAGGCGACGAGCACCGCCUCGCCGCCUCUCCUUCUCUCUCCCUCCUCGUCCACUAUAUCUGCCUAUCUGUCGCACCGUCGUCCUGGCGUCACCCUGUCGUGCUCGAGCGCGUGUUGUUGGUGGGAGACGCCGGUCGGCAACGAUGGCGCGCGGCUCCCGAUCUAGCCCAGCCCCUUCUCUUUUCCCUAGCAGUCCCUACAUCGUCUCUCCUUCUAUCGCUGUGUAAUGCCUAUCCGUCUCUCUCC